Chanos chanos (milkfish) is the source of this 5481-nucleotide messenger RNA. It is a transcript of the gene shank2b, whose product is annotated as SH3 and multiple ankyrin repeat domains 2b. The record is from RefSeq and is a predicted model, not a curated record. NCBI's taxonomy places the organism in Eukaryota, Metazoa, Chordata, Actinopteri, Gonorynchiformes, Chanidae. Gene Ontology annotation, cellular component: postsynaptic density; postsynaptic membrane; dendritic spine. The transcript has 23 exons. The coding region runs from base 1 to 5481 and encodes 1826 amino acids. Gene Ontology annotation, molecular function: synaptic receptor adaptor activity; ionotropic glutamate receptor binding.
AUGCCGCGGAGCCCCACGUCAAGCGAGGAGGAGAUGGCCCAGAGUUUCUCCGACUCAGGAGGCUCAGAGACGGAUAGCUCCAGAGAGGAGAUCCCUGUGCUUCGUCCAAGCAGCGGACGAAUGCCCACCAAUCAGAGAGACACCCUCCUCAUCUGUGUGGUUAUCCCUGACCUCCAACAGUCUAAAUCGAUGAGGUUCAGACCCGAUGCCACGGUAUGGGUUGCUAAGCAGCAGAUCCUCUGUACACUGACCCAGAGUCUGAGGGACGUGCUAAACUACGGCCUCUUCCAGCCGGCCGUCGAUGGGAGAGAGAGCGGCUUUCUCGAUGAGGAGCAGCUCCUUGGAGACCACCCCUUGCCUAGCAACAAGGGUGUGCCAACUCUAGAGUUCCGCUAUAAGAGUAGGGUUUACCAGCAUCCCAGUGUCAACGAGAAGCAGAUUGCGAAGCUUCAUACGCAAGUUAACCUGAGGAAGUUUAUGGAUCAUAUCCAACAUCACCAGCUGGACAGAGUUACUAAGAUGUUGGAAAGAGGCCUUGAUCCAAACUACCAUGACCCAGAAACUGGUGAGACUCCGUUGACCUUGGCCGUCCACCUGGACAAUAUAGUGGAGAUCAUCUCAGCUCUUAAAAAAGGAGGAGCACAUCUGGAUUUCCGCUCCAAAGACGGGAUGACUGCUCUUCAUAAAGCUGUCAGAGCGAAGAAUCAAAUUGCUCUCAAAGCUCUGCUGGAGCUGGGAGCUUCCCCUGACUAUAAGGACAGUCAAGGGCUGACUCCGCUGUACCACACUGUGACUGUAGGGGGCGACCCCAGCUGCUGUGAGGUGCUUCUCCGGGCCCAUGCUGCCGUGGCCUGUCACGACGAGAAUGGCUGGCACGAGAUCCACCAGGCAUGUCGAUAUGGCCACGUUCAGCAUUUGGAACAUCUGUUGUUCUACGGGGCAGACAUGGGCGUGCAGAAUGCCUCUGGAAACACUGCUCUUCAUAUCUGUGCCCUCUACAAGCAGGAAAAUUGCGCCCGAGUUCUCCUGGUCCGUGGAGCCAACAAAGAAGUCAAGAACUACAGAGGACAAACGCCCUUCCAGGUGGCUAUUAUCGCAGGGAACUUUGAACUGGCAGAGUUCAUAAAGAACCAUAAAGACACUGAUAUUGUGCCUUUUCGGGAGGCACCGGCGUGCCCGACCAGCAGGCGGCAGGGUGGUAAAAGUACCCUCGCUGCCCCCAGAGUGCUGCUGCGUUCCAACAGCGACAACAACCUCAACGUGAGCAAGCUGUCUCCGAGCCGCUCGCGAUCUCCGUCCCCCUCGCCGGCCGCCUCUCCCCUGCGCAGUCUCUCGCCCCGCCUGCCCCAGCAGAUGCAGAACAGCCCCAAUGGUGCGCUGAAGAGCAUGGGCCGAGGCUCCCGCACGCCCCGUAGCCGCUCGCCCUCGCUGGGACGUCUGGGCGAGGAACCGCGCAGGCAGACUCCUCAGCGCCAUGCUAGGUCAGUCGCUGACAAAUGUAUAACUGACAAUCGCAGUGAUGAGCAGUUGUUUGAAACUCCUGGGACCAAACGGAAGCUGUACAGUGCGGUUCCUGGCAGGCACUAUGUGGUGGUUAAGUCUUACCAGGCACAGUCUGAGGGAGAAAUCACCCUCUACAAGAACGACAGAGUCAAAGUUCUCAGUAUCGGAGAAGGAGGAUUCUGGGAGGGUAGUGCCCGCGGGAACGUGGGUUGGUUUCCGGCAGAGUGUGUGGAGGAGAUUCCAAACAAGGCCAGUGAGGACAAACCCUAUGGCAGAGCAGACCGUUCGGAGAGGAGGAAGCUCUUCAGACAUUAUACUAUGGGAUCCUAUGACAGCUUUGAUGCGUCAAGCGAUUGUGUUAUUGACGAAAAGACGGUAGUGCUGCAGAAGAAGGAUAACGAAGGAUUCGGGUUUGUGCUGCGCGGGGCGAAAGCUGACACACCGAUUGAGGAGUUCACUCCGACCCCAGCCUUCCCUGCUCUGCAGUAUCUGGAGUCUGUGGACGAGGGAGGGGUGGCAUGGCAGGCAGGUCUUCGGACUGGAGAUUUCCUCAUUGAGGUUAAUCAAGACAAUGUAGUCAAAGUGGGCCACAAACAAGUGGUUAAUAUGAUCCGACAUGGGGGUAACCACUUGAUCAUCAAGGUCGUGACAGUUAGCCGAAAUCUAGAUCCUGAUGACACAGCACGAAAGAAAGCUCCACCACCUCCAAGGAGGGCCCCCUCUACUGCCCUGUCUAUGCGUUCUAAAUCCAUGACCUCAGAGCUGGAGGACCUAGUGGAUAAAGCCACUCUGAGGAAAAAGAAGGAUAAGGUUGAAGAGGUCAUGCCCCCCCAAAAGCCUGUAUGGGACAAUUCAACUGCAGAUGCAAGGGUAGCCACCGUGAAACCACGCCCAACCAGCAGGUGCUUCGCUGUGCCACAAGAAAUGAAUUCCCUGUGCAAUAGUCAGGAUGUGGCAACGGAUUCUCCAACAGUGCCUGGGAGCCCCCAAGGCCCCUACUUGGGUGUACCUAAAGGUACCAUUAGGCGGCAGACAUCUAUAGGAGUGACUGAGGAAGAGAAGCAGUUCCUUACACCUCCUCCUCUGAAAUUCACACGAAGCCUAUCCAUGCCAGACACGUCAGAGGACAUCCCGCCCCCUCCAGCCAUUUCCCCUCCAUCCCCUCCUCACAACAACCCACCUGCAUCUGCUGGGCGGGGCUAUGGCACUAUUAGAUCAGGCCUCCAGCAAGGCCCUGCCUCCAACAGCACAGCCCCUGAAAGAGGAGACUCUGGCCUAGGUUCGGGAUGGAAAGAGCAGGGAUUGUAUUAUAGAGACAGCCCCCCAGAGCAGUAUGACUCUGAAGGUUAUAACCACAGUCCCACUGCUCAGCAAAGCCUCCACAUGCGACGGGCACAAAUCCCCGAAAACCCCUAUUCUGACGUGGGGAAACUGGGCCACUCAGGCCUAUUUGUACCCAACAAACCAGCCAGGAGAAAGGGUAUGCUGGUGAAACAGCCCAACGUGGAGGAUAGUCCUGAGAAGACCUGCUCUAUCCCUAUUCCUACUAUCAUCAUCAAGGAGCCCUCUACCAGCAGCAGUGGCAAGAGCAGCCAAGGCAGCAGCAUGGAGAUUGAGACCAGCACGCCUGACCACCCGGGACAACUGCGGCCCGAGGAUGGGCUUACUGCUGGCAGCCCCUUUGUGGCAGCGGUCACUGGUGCGGUGCGGGACCGAGAGAAGAGACUGGACACUCUUCGGAAUUCGCCGUCCUUCAAGUCUACUGAUCAUGGUGACGAAGAUGUGGCUCCCACCCCGGCUCCACGUCUCCGUCAUUCCAAAUCCAUCGAUGAAGGGAUGUUCAGCAGCGAUGAGCGGCUACGGCGGCUCAUGGCCCCGCCCUCCUCCCUUCUCAGUAUCCCACGUGGUGGAGGUAACGUGAUGGACUUUAACAGCCCUGAGCCUACCACAGUGAGGGAUAUUCUCAACUUGCGCACGGGGCACAACCCUAUCAGUCUACCUGCUCACAAAACCUACAGCUCGGGGGGUGGUAACUAUGUUCACCCAGUCACUGGCAAGCCCCUUGACCCCAACUCACCACUAGCAUUGGCACUGGCUGCCAGGGAUCGUGCCAUGAGGGAGCAAUCACAGCCGAUGCCCCUAAAGAGUGAGCCAACUAAGCCCGACCUUAACAAACCGCUCUUUAUUGACACUAAGCUGCGGCCCACUAUGGAGGUGAGCUUUUCCAGCACAGCCACCAUGGGCCGACCACGAGGCGGCCUCCGCAGGCAAAUGACUGAGUCCAAGUAUGAGACGGAGUCCAAGUAUCAGCUGGACCUUGGCAAGCCAGAGAAAAGGGUUGAGGAGAAGAAGAACAUGUUGAUAGACAUUGUGGACACCUCACAGCAGAAGUCAGCCGGCUUGUUGAUGGUGCACACAACUGACGGCGCAAAAUCGGAGGAGAACAGCCUGUCAGAAGGCGAAGCUGUCAGCCCUGACAGCACUCCGGGUGAGCUCCGGGACCCCAAUCAGCCAGCUCCCGCUAACCCCCCUGCCACUGCCAAGCCACUCUCUGCCGCCCCACAUGGCAAAACCAUCAUCACUGUAAGUUCAGUGGAUGAACCUGUCAAGCUACCAUUUGGCAUCCCUCCUCCUCCAUUGGCCUCCGUCGACAUUGAUGAGGAAUUUGUUUUUGGUGAGCCCCUACCACCCCCCUUAGAGUUUGCCAACAGCUUCGACAUCCCUGAGGGCCAGGCAGGAACCAUGGCCGAGCUGCUCAAGCAGAAAAGCAAUGGCACACGUGGAUCCUCUCUAGCCCCUUUUUACCCCCAUCUAACUACUGGCAACAAUGAGGUCAAGAGGCCUACGGUUCUCACCAACUGUACGCCUCCUAGCUUCCCGCUGGAGGCUUACGAGCCCAUCACUGACUCGGGCAUUGAGGUUGACAGCCGCAGUAGUGGUGACCCCCAGCUGGAAACAACUAGCACUGUCUCCACCGUGUCCAGUAUCUCCACGCUGUCUUCAGAAGGUGGUGAGACCUUGGACACCUGCACCGUCUAUGCAGAUGGACAGGCUUUUCUAGCGGACAGGCCCCAAGGCCUGGCCAAGCCAAAAGCCAAGCCUGCCGUCAACAAGAGCAAUGCACUUUACAAGGAUGCCAUGAAUGAGGAGGGUGGGCCUGGCACUUUCCGUGUGCCUGCAUCCAUCCCUCCUCCACCCCCAGGAACUGCACCUCCAGAUCCUCCUAAAACACCGACACAGAGAACUUCCAAACUCUGGGGCGAUCCUGCAGAACUGAAGAACCCCCUUGCCCCAGAGACAAAACCCCAUGGGAUAGGAGAGCUGAACUUGGUUCUGCAGCACAUGAACAAGGACAAAGCACCAAAGCCAGGGGAGCCAUUAGAAUCGCCCUCAGGAUCCAGGACUCACUUUGGAACAAGGAAUCAGGAUGGUAUGUCUCUCGUCUCAGGUCAGCAGCCGACCACAGCUGCUGUGUUCUCUGCCCAGUCUGGCGCCACAGUGCCUGUGCCAUCGCCAUGCCGACAGGCAGAGAGUCUGCCCCCGCACCAACCCCACCACCCCCACCACCAGUGUGCCCCAAGCCCCAUUAUGUCACCUCCAGACUCGGGGCUCAGCUGUGCCUCCUCACUCCCAACCUCCGUUCCCUCUCCCACUAUGACGGACGUGUUUGGCCUGCCGACGCCUCCCCUCAGCCUUGGCACAGGGCGCAGCCGAUCCCCUUCACCCCUCACCCUAAUCCAAGCCGCGUCCAACAAACCCUUUGCCACCAAACCCGUUCUUGCGUGGACCAAACAGGAUGUUGCUGACUGGCUGGAGAGCCUCAACCUGGGUGAACACAGGGAUGCUUUCAUGGACAAUGACAUUGAGGGCUCCCACCUCCCUAAUCUCCAGAAGGAGGACCUGAUCGAUUUAGGAGUGACACGUGUCGGCCAUCGAAUGAACAUCGAGCGGGCGCUCAAAGUGCUUUUGGACAGAUGA